Pezoporus occidentalis (night parrot) is the source of this 840-nucleotide messenger RNA. RefSeq names its product tripartite motif containing 14 (gene TRIM14). Lineage: Eukaryota; Metazoa; Chordata; Aves; Psittaciformes; Psittacidae. The record is from RefSeq and is a predicted model, not a curated record. Gene Ontology annotation, molecular function: protein binding.
AUGGACUAUUGGGAGCUCAUGGCAUUUUGCUUGAAGGAUCUAGAAGACAGAACAGAGCAAGAAGCUGGUAACAGAAGGAGCAUAGAGCAGGGUGAUCUGAAGGCACAUGCCACUAUGAGCAAAAGACAGCUGUCGGUAACUGAGCUCCAGUUACUUCUUUGGGAAGAAGGGAGUCUGGCACACUUCAUUGAUGUAAAGUCUGAGCAAGCCCUGGAAACACAUGAACAGCAGCUGGAGGCCUGUCAGGAGAAGCUUGCAGCCCUAGAGGCCUUCUCGCAUCAGACCAGACAAAUACAGCAGCAUGCUGAUCCUAUUCAGUUGCUGGAGGUGGAGCAUGACAGCCUUCACCUGAUGCUGUAACUGCCUGAUGACUGUCUGAUGACAGUAAGCUGUAACUGGAGGAAGUUGUUCUACCUUUGUGGUCCCCAGAGAUUCAGUAAGUUAUGGCAAGUGCUAAGCAGGGAUGCCUUCUCUGGGAGCCAUUACCGGGAAGUGGACCUGCUCCACAUUGGAGCAGGAGGGCGGGCUGGUGCAGCCUACCCUUCCAUUGACAGGAAAGGAGACUCCAAAACCUGCCAAUGCGGCUGGAACAGAGCAUCCUCGUGCCUUAAGAACUUUGAGUUUGCAUACUGGGCAUUUCACUAGGGGGAGUGAAUCCCCCCCAUAGGAGAUGAUCCCAAUCACACUGGUGUUUUUCUGGAUUAUGAAGCAGGAAUCCUUUCAUUCUACAAUGUCAGUGAUGGCAUGGCUCACCUGAACACCUUCCCUUGCAGCUUCACAGAACUCACGUACCCAGUCCUGAGGCUCUGGGAAGGAUCUGCAGUUAGAGCAGAAGCAUGA